Messenger RNA from Rotaria sp. Silwood1, 999 nucleotides. NCBI's taxonomy places the organism in Eukaryota, Metazoa, Rotifera, Eurotatoria, Philodinida, Philodinidae. The record is from the annotation of a GenBank genome assembly.
AUGACUGUCCGCAUUGUGUCAUAUAAUAUUCUAGUGCCUAUUUAUGGUAAUUGUCCAGAUCAUUAUUAUAAAUGUCGACCUGAAUUUCUUCAAACCGAUUAUCGAUGGAAUUUGAUUCAAUCUCAUUUAGAACAUGAAAUAGUCCAUCAUGAAAACACGAUCAUCUGUUUACAAGAAUUGUCUCUUACUCUCUUACCUAAACUUGAAUUAUUUUUUCGUCGUUUGAAUUACACUUUCUUUCAUAAUCUUUAUGGUCCACGGCGUGAGGAUUAUAUGGGUGUAGGCAUAGCAAUUCCAGUUUCCAUGCAGCUCAAUUCAAUUUCUUAUAUCAAAAUUGGAGAUCAUAUACGUUCAAUUAGUAAACUUCAUGAGAAAAAAACCAAUAUCUUUACAUGGGGAUGGAAUCUGUACGAAUGUGUCAUGAAGAAAUUUAUACGAAUUGCAUCUGAUCCAUGGGAAACUGCCAUGGCUAGAAGCAAUACUCUCAUUUGUAUACAAGUCGUUAUCGAUAAUAAACCACUAUAUAUUGGUACGUACCACAUGCCUUGUCUUUACAAAGAACCCAAUGUCAUGUCAAUCCACUCUUCGGUUGUGAAAGAUUUGAUGUUUCAAUUAGCUGCUGGAGAAAAUUUUAUUCUAGCAGGUGACUUCAAUAUAAAACCAUGGGAUAUCAGUUAUCAAGUUUUAACAGAGAAUAAUUAUGGUGGUUACAAUUUACCAAAAUCCAAUACUUAUGAAAUUUCCUAUCGACCUAACUGUGAACAAGUAUUAAAGAGCGCCUAUCGAGAGAAAAAUGGAGCCGAACCUGUUUACACAAAUUUUUGUGAUACACCACCAUCACCAAAUUUUUGCGCUACACUCGAUUACAUUUUUUUUAAUGGUCAUCUUACGGUUGAAAAAGUAUUGGAAUUACCGGAUCAUCCUUCUGGUGAAUCUUAUCCGGAUGAAACUCAUCCUUCAGAUCAUCUGAUGAUUGCAGCAACAUUUCAAUUGUCGUAA